AUGGCUUCAUCCGUGAGUGGCACAGAGGAGGUCCGAGUCUCGACGUUGACUCCCCUGAAGUUGGUGGGACUGGUGUGCGUGUUUCUCGCUCUGUGUCUGGAUGUCGGAGCCCUACUGAGUCCCGCGUGGGUGACGGCGGAUGACCAGUACUAUCUGUCCAUGUGGGAGUCCUGCUGGAAACCCGUCAGCUCCCGGGACUGGUCCUGCCACAGUACGCUGGCCACCGGUGAGACAGACGCUCACAUGCCCGUAAACACGCUCACUUACCCGGGUUGAUGCGCCUCCAUGUUGUUUUGCAAGUUUUAAUCCAGUUGGGUGCUGUAGUUUUAGGGAGGUGUCGAAGCAGAAUUUGGGGUGCACACAGACACCCACAUUCACAUUCAAAUAGGGGAUAACAAAGAGUCCCUGCAGACAAAGCUCUGCUCAACCAAUCUGUUCAGUGGGUGAGAAUUAUAAAACAUCACCCAGGAGAGAGCUAAAUGUUAAUUACUUUAUAAUGAGUUAUUGCCUGGUUCAUUUAAACUGCAGAACUUUCCUGCAUGUAAUAAGAUAGUGAACAAUGUACUGCACAUACUGCUCUCAAAGUGGGAGAUAAUUGGCUCUAUUGACAUUAACAAAUUUGUCCUUGAGCCUCAGAGUGUGAAGUAUAAGGCAGUUUUUUUUUCUGUUUUCUGGUUUACUUUGUUUUUUACAACAUUUGCCCAGUACACCACUGAAUGAUGUGGGAAUCCUGCCUCGCCAGGAGCGGUCCAGCUGGGGUUUCAUUUGGCCUUUUGUUGCUCACAAAAUGAGCCUUUGUGAGGGUUUCUUCACCGGCCAAGGAGCGAGGGCAACUCAGAGCAGAGAGCUCCCCAGAGAUCCAGAUGCCUGUAGAUUAGUAACCAGGGAGACAAGUGAAGCACUCCAGAAAUGCAGAUUUUUUUUUCUUUUUUUAGGAGGGAAAGUUCCUAAUGGAGGGUUUUUUUUUUCAUCCUGGAAGUAUUUCAUUUUUCCAAAACAGCCAGCCUCUCAGUGUUAAAGAAAAUAGGAAUCAGGAUGUGGCUUUUGUCUUUUUUUUUAAAUCAUGCAUUACAGUAAAUAUAAAAGUGGCAAAUAAAGAAAAAGCAGCACUGAAAUAUAACAAAAUAAAAACAGAAAUGAAAUAAAUCAAUGUAAGGAAGUUUGUGGAGAAUAAAUCUCCUUUAUUCAGUGAGUUGGCAUGAAGUACUUCAGAGGAGCAUUUAUCAGUGCUUUGUUGCUGUAAAGGCUUGUUGUUGCCCCCAAAAUCCCUGUAAAAUGUGAAGCCUGUGAAAUUUAGACAUUGCUGCUAAUAAUUGAGUCCAGGACUCACUAUCACUGCUUAAGACUUGAGCGCGUUUAUCACAGCAGGGUUUUUAUCAACCGAAAUUGUUCAUCUCUGCGUGAAAAUUUGGGUAAAACUUAUCUGUCUAUCAUUACAUGGCUUGUGUACUAGCCUGCCACAUUUUUAGUAAACCUAUACUUCACUCUCUUCUGCCUCUGACUUCUCCCUGUGUGCUUCCUCGUGAAUUGUGUUUUUGUUAGCCAUACAAACUGUUUUCUUUCUGUCUGCGGGAUGAGUAACUGCAGGUCAGUCACGCAGGCCCCAGUCCUCUUCUGUCAGCAAAGACAAAGUGCACUUUGGUGCCUUAUAAAGACGUGCAGUCUCCAUGUCAGCUCUCAGCGGCAGCAGCAGCAGCAGCAUACCACAGUAAAUGCACACAGCAAACUGCCCAUUUCCUCAGGCUUGUGCUUGGCUGGGCUUAUUGAUUCGAAUCCCGGUAAUCAGUUUCUACCCCUCCCCUUUUAAGCCCCCCAAUAUUUCCUCAGUGUCAUGCUCUGGGCAUUAAAUAAAUCCUGUUAGUUUGAAACACCAGCUGGCUGCUCAGAUGUUUUCAGCUUUUUUCUGCAUGUGUGUGUUGUUUGUCUGGAAAACCUCAAAGAAAAGAGAUGUGGCUUUGUUACAUGCACAUAAAGUGCAAAAUAUACACAGAUUGCAACUCGUCUCCACUUUGAUUUUCCCGCCUUUUUCACACACAGGCUAAAGCAGGGGUCAGAGGUCAAGCACAAGAGAUAAAGACCUGACACAGAACCAGGAAUGUGGAACGAUCAUGCAAGAGAAGUGUGUGUGGAUGCCAUGUUGGUGUGAUAUGAAGGGGACGAAUUUUGAGCCAGUGUGAGAGCGAGUCAGUUAGACACUUUGGUGGUAAGAAUAUCAUUGACGUUAAUUAUUGGUCACAUAUUUGGGUGACCGUCUUUAGUGUCUGUAGACCCGGCAGUCUUGAACGAGGGACCCCUGCUUGACUUCCCACUUUAUAAACAUCUCCAUCCUUCUGCCCUGCUAGAGUGAGAUGAGUGUGUGUGACAAGCAGAGAAACACUAGGGGCUCUUCUGUGACACAAAUCUUCCACCAUUGUCUCCAACAAAGGAACAGACUCGGGGGCCCAGAAGGAUUUUUUCCAUUAGCACCUCAGCACUCCCUGACAUGCACAUAAUUAAUGCUCAGAUUGGAUCUCGUCUACUGUAUCUCCUUUUCCAUCUGUCAUCAUGCAGGGCUUGGAUUAAUACUUUGGCGCUGUCUGCUCGUCAAAGCCUUUAAGCGCUCCGACUCUGGCUGCGUUUCUUGCGCGGGGAGUCAGUUCCAAAUCUGUAAAGCAUCCUGCUGUUUCACCGUGGCACUGAUAAGGCUUUUGCUCGCAGACUGCCUGGGCUGAAACUGACCUAGAGAGGAUAUCUUGCCCACGAUGAGCUCUGACAACUGCAGGUCAAUUCGCUGUGGCCCCUCUCUGAGAGGCAGAGGCAGAUAAAGUGAAGGGAAGGGGUCAGUCUUGGAUGGAUGGGGGGGCUUGGUGUUGUGCUAGCUGAAGGCCGGAGGGAGCUGGUGCUCUGCUUUUUGUGGGCUCUUUCCAACAUCCUGUGGUGACAGGGCCCGUUUUUAAACUCUCAAUCUUGAACCAUAUUUGGUCAAAGAAGUUGAUGUUUGUUUAUAUUUGAGCUGCUUGGCCUCUGGAAUAAAGUUUCCCUCCAACAUGAGUGGGAAACGUAUUCUAAGAAGCUUAUCCUCCGUCACUUUCUCUCUGCUGGAGAAUGUUUUAAUGAUUUUCUGCCUCAAUAGAGAGGAAAUAUUCUUGGCACUGGUUCCUUUUUUAUUUCCUGGGCUCUGUUAUAGACAAUACCAUGUGCGAUUAAAAAAAGACAUCACAUAUUCUAACUUUGAGUCCCUCAGUUUGAGCUUUCCCUCCAAAUAUUGAAUCACUUAUUCAUAGCUCAAUCCCCUUAAUGCUUUGAUGUUAUUUUUUUCACCCGCUGAACUUGAAAUUAUUUCCUCCUGUGUAAUCAAAUGCCUCAUCAUAAUAUCCUCUGCCUGUUUACAUGGAGACCUCCUGUUUCCGUGAGUAUACACUAAGGCUAUGAAAGAGACCUUUAAACUCUUAGCAAAACAAAACAAAAAAAAAAUAGUUUGUCUCAACAGCACUCAGUUGUCACUCCAAGGCAGAUUGAAGACUCUGAAAAACUGAUUUAUUGAAACGAAUCUGAUUCUUAUCACAAAAAAAAUAAACAAAAAUCAUGUGUUUUUUGGGUUGAGGGACAUUUUUUUUUCCUUUUAAUUACACAGCAUUCCAACAGGGACAGGGAAGCAGGAGGGAAAGAAACACUUGUUAUUUCUUAUUGAGUGUUCGCAAGUAAAUGCGGCUAAAAUGCUGAGAAUGCUGCUGAGCUGGCAUCAGCCGAUACAGUGGGAUACUCAUUAUCUGAGUCAUCUCACAGAAUGCCUUCCUGCUGCUCUGGGAUCUGUUAAUGAAGCGCUGAAAUCCGCACAUAUGUAGCCAGGCGUGUAUGCGUUUGUAUCUUGUAAGCCGGAAACUGCUGCGCUUGGUCUGAGGGUUAUUCACCGCAUGGUUCACAUUCUUCUCUUGCCACUGGUCUCCAGUGACUCGCAUCAAAACAUUAUGAACCACUGCCAGCUUCUCGGAAUAUGCCUGAGGAAUUGUUUCGGCCCCUGAACCACAAAUAUUUUGUUUCUACGCUGUGGUAAUACGCCACAAUUUCGAGUGGGUGGAAAUGUUUUUCUCCAGUUUUUAGAUAGAGCAUGACCGUGGCCUGUGACCUCUUCUGCAGCUUGCCUCUUUCACUUCUCUCCUUCUCUUCGUCUCACUCCUCCUUCUCCUGUCAGCAGCUCAGACACGGCUCUCCAGAGUAUCCUCAUUUUAGCUACCUAUGUCACUCUCUAUCUUGCUGUGAUUUCAUGCCUUUCUAUCCUCACCCCCUCCCUCUGCGUGUAUGUGUGUUUGUCCCAGACUGGCAGAUCGCCACGCUGGCCUUGCUGCUGGGGGGAGCAGCCCUCACUCUGCUCUCCUUCCUCGUGGCCCUGAUCUCCUUGUGCUUCAGCUCCAGGAGUCGCUGUUACAAGCCAGUGGCUGUCAUGCUGUUCGCUGCAGGUAGGUAAAGAGAAAAACAAGUCAGAGGAGAUUAAAGACUGAACAAAAACACACACACACAAAAUGACUUUUUAGCUUCCAGAAAGAUCAUGUGAACUGUUUUGGUCCCGAAACUGAUACAAAUGCCGGUGUCAAUGUUGGCUGUCCCACUGGGAAAAUAAAGUAUCUGGUAUCAGCAAAUAUGCCAGCCAAAGCACUGUUUUGAUACCACUAAGUAGUCCUGAAAAUCAGCAGGUUUUUGAAAUUACCAACUGGCAAUGACAAAAAACUGUUUGAUGCAAGCAAAGAGAGUCAUGUAAGUUAAAAAUGAAUGACAACAACACAUAUUUUGACCUAGAGGGCCUUUUGUUUUCAUUGACUUUGCUGCACUACCAUCUGAGAGGAACUGUACAUCAGCUUAGACUGUGUGAAAAGGUGAAUGACCUGACGGCCCCUCAAACAUGAAGCCAAAACAGUCAGAGUUACUGCUGCUAAAAGGGUAGUGCACCCUUAAAAUUCAAAACAGGUCAGAAAAGAGUUUUUCUCAAACAUGGUUUCAGUCAUCGAAAGUAGACUUAUGCCCUAAUAUUUUUUUCCCAAUAAAUUUAGUUUGAAGCACUCGAAGCUUAAAUAGAGUGUAACACACUUUGGCAGCUCUAAAGAAGCAGCAGGACAUCAAGACUGCAGGUUCAUUCAAUGCAAACAAUGGCCCAAAAUGGGUGGUUCCCAUGGGAGGUUGUUUGUUUUGGUUAAAAUCAGGGCCCAAAGAUCCCACAUUAUUUUAAGCUUGGAUGUGAUCUUGAUGGCUGUCAGAGUGUUUAAGAGACUCGUUUUGACACUAAUACCUUCUUCUCUUUUUUCCUCCACAGUGGUGCUCCAGGUGUGCAGCUUGGUCUUGUUCCCCAUCAAGUUCAUAGAGACUAUCAGCCUGAGGGUGUACCACGAGUUUAACUGGGGCUACGGUCUGGCCUGGGGAUCCACCAUCUUUUCUUUUGGGGGAGCUAUCCUAUAUUGCCUUAACCCCAAGAACUAUGAAGACUACUACUAA
This is a messenger RNA of Xyrichtys novacula (pearly razorfish), 5463 nucleotides long. Lineage: Eukaryota; Metazoa; Chordata; Actinopteri; Labriformes; Labridae. The record is from the annotation of a GenBank genome assembly.